Molecule: messenger RNA, 3219 nt
Organism: Ahaetulla prasina
Lineage: Eukaryota; Metazoa; Chordata; Lepidosauria; Squamata; Colubridae
Gene: REXO4
Product: REX4 homolog, 3'-5' exonuclease
Exons: 9
Coding region: 185-1426 (413 amino acids)
Biological process (GO): DNA catabolic process; rRNA processing
Cellular component (GO): nucleus
Molecular function (GO): 3'-5' exonuclease activity; nucleic acid binding
Source: RefSeq, a predicted model, not a curated record
GGUUUAAAUCCCCGCUGCUGCAUUAGCCACGUGGGUGGCUGCUGAGUUAGGAGCGGCUUUUGCUGCAGGGACGGUGGUGGGGAAGCCGGAGGGUCUUUUCGUCCGCUCAGGAAGUGAUUUAUGUAGCUGGGGGAGCCAGUCCUAGUGCUUGCGGUUAAAGCUGAAUGACCAUCUCCUAUCAGAAAUGACCAAAACGAAGAAGAAAGAAUCCCCUUUCCCGACAGAUAAGUCUACAACUAAACCAGAAAACCUUAAGAACCAGCACAGGAAGAAGAAGAAGAAGAAGAAGAAGAUAUUUUGGAAAAAGAUCAACCAAGUAGAGAAGAGAGCAAGCAAAGAAUCUCAAACAAUAGAUUUGCCUCCGAAAACUUCUCAGGAAAUUUCAUCAAAUUGGAAAGCCCUACAAAAGCUUCUGCAACAAAAGGCCAAUCAUUUGAAUUCUGCGGUUACUGCUCCUGAUACUUACUCCAAGAAAAAACACUCUGCCCAGGACGGAAAAACUGUUCCACGUGUAUCGGGACCGAAUGGAAUUGGGAAGAAGAUGACAUCAGAGGCUCAGGUUCGAAGUUCGAGUCCCGCAAGCGUCACGAGAUCGAAAAAAUCAGCUCAAGUGAAGAAUCCGCAACAGGUUCGAGAAGCUGGCAAAGAGCAGAGAAACCUCCAGAUGGACAACGGAGAGAAGAAUCAAGGAGAUAUUAAACAUAAAAAAAGGAAAAAGGAUGAAGCAGUAGAAACAGCACCAGUGGACAUCUGGUUUGAUGAUGUGGAUCCAGAUGAUAUCGAGGCAGCCUUGGGACCAGAAGCCGCAAAAGUAGCCCGGGAGAAACUGGGCAUCCGAAACGAGAGAGCCCAGCAAGCGCCUGAACCUGAAUUGGUGAAAGAAAAUGCUUUUGAAGGGCUAACCAAAGCAGUGGCCAUAGACUGCGAGAUGGUGGGCGUAGGGCCCACCGGCGAAGACAGCAUCCUGGCCCGCGUCUCGGUUGUGAAUUUAUUCGGCAAAUGUGUUUAUGACAAGUAUGUCAAACCUUCGGAAAAGGUGACCGACUACAGAACCGCAGUUAGCGGGAUCCGGCCCGAGCACUUAAAAACAGGGGAGGAUUUCAAAGCUGUCCAGAAAGAAGUAGCUGACAUCCUAAAGGGUAGGAUCUUAGUUGGACAUGCACUUCACAAUGACUUAAAGAUUCUACUUCUUGAUCAUCCCAAAAAGAAAAUCCGAGACACACAAAGAUACAAACCUUUCAAAAAACAGGUCCAGAGCCUCAGACCUUCCCUCAAACUGUUGUGCAAGAAACUUCUCAACGUGGAGGUGCAGACAUCCGAACACAGUUCAGUCCAAGAUGCUCAAGCAGCCAUGCGACUUUACACUUUGGUGAAAAAACAGUGGGAAGCGUCCCUGAAAGAAAUCCCCAAGGCCAAGAAAAAUUAAAAAAACCUGGACCGUUUCACCCCCCCGGCUGUCUUUGCCGUUCGAUCAAUUCCGCAGUUGUCCUUUUGGCCCUAAAUUGGAUAUUGGGAGAGAAAUUAAUUGGGGUGUGUGUGUUACUUCAUCAGAAAAUGAAGCUUCCUGUGCGGUCGGUUGUAGAUUUGGGAUACUGCUGAAUUGAUCUUUUUCUGACUUAAGUCUCUGGACAGAGAUCGGCUGUUGGGUGUUCAGGGAGGAUCAAAACCGGGGGGGGGAAAAAAAUUUGCACGUGGCUGGGCCAGAUACCUCGAUCCCUAAAUCCAGUCCAGAAACGUUUGCAAUACGGCGGUUGAGUUCCUUUUUGGGACCACCUCGCCGUGCCUGUUGGAUUUGCCAUCUGCCUCUUGAAUUAUAUUUUACUUUUUCAAAAUAAACAUUAAAAAAAGCCGACCAGUUACGUGCAGGCCUUUGGAGACGGUGAGGCGUUGCAGCGCUUGGGCGAUCUUCGGAAGAAAAGUGAACAUGUGCUCUUUAAAUACAAAAUCUUUUUCUGCGUCUACGGAAAUGUCCUUCUGCGGGAAUCAAGACAGGUAUUCCUCGACUUUACGGCCACGAAUGGCGCCUGCCCGCCACAGCUGUAAAUUGCGAUAGUGGCAAAGCAGGCCGAUGACACGAGCGAUCUGCUUUUACGACCUUUUUUUUUUUGUGGCAGUCGUUAAGCGAACCCAGUGGAUCGCUGGGGGCCUGAAAGCCAGAUUUUGGCAAAACCGUCAUGAACGGCAAAUCCUUGAUGGCUGUAAAUCCAUUGUAACUUUUGUCAUAAGACGGGGACUACCUCCACAGCUAGAGUAUUGGCAAUAACUAUUUAUUAGGCCACUUCGUCUGUCAACACCAGUAAGGGAUUCCUUUUAAAUCUUAAAUCACUCGAGUUUUUAACUACCCCAAAGUAUGCUUUGGAUAGUAUUUAAAAGUGAAAUGCCAGCCAUCUUUUCUCCUUACCUGUCCUGCCUUAUGCAGAUGCUUUUGAAAUUGUAUCCAGGUUCCAAAAUUAAUAAUAUAGUAAAGGAAAGCAGAGUUUCUCUCUCUCUCUCUUUCUCUUCUAUUUUCUGCCUAAAUCUGUAUGUACACACCCUUCUCCAGCUACAUGGUAGAUCAAAAAGCUUUAAAACAAAUUCUUCCUCUUUUCCCCCACUUUUUGCUGUAUUCCAUGGAUAGGAUUUGAUCCUUGCAAUCCCCCUUUUAAAAAAAAGAAUAAUAAUAAUAAUAAUAAUAAUAAUAAUAAUAAUAAUAAUAAUAAUAAUAAUAAUAAUAAUAAUAAUAAUAAUAAUAAUAAUAUUUUAAUUUGUAUACCGCCCUUCUCCCGAAGGACUCAGGGCGGUGAACAGGCAGAUAAAAUACAAACAUACACAAUAGCUAAAAACAACCCUUAAAAGAAUGAUUUAAAUUUGCCCAAAAAUUUAAAAUAACAAUACACCCCACAAAAUUACAAAAAUUUAAAAACCCAUCAAAUUCAAUUAAAAUGAAGAAUAAAAUCAAGCUAGCCCAGCCAUACGAAAUAAAUAGGUUUUAAGACUUCAUUGUCGCAACUCGUUUUUCUUAUUUUAUUGUACGGCCUUUAACGUUUUCAGCAAAAUAUUCAUAUUCGUUCGCAUUUUGCAAAUAGACGCUGACGUUCCGUAAAAGCAAAACUUUUCCCUACAGUUCAUCUUGAAAUAAUCGACAGGGCGAAGAAAAAAAAAGUCGAAAGAAAAGUGAUCUUCUCUCAGGAGUCGUGCUUUAUGAGAAGCCCUGUGGGAGUGUAAAAAAUUGAGAAGAAG